This is a messenger RNA of Alternaria atra, 714 nucleotides long. RefSeq lists its product as uncharacterized. The transcript is spliced from 2 exons. NCBI's taxonomy places the organism in Eukaryota, Fungi, Ascomycota, Dothideomycetes, Pleosporales, Pleosporaceae. The record is from RefSeq and is a predicted model, not a curated record. Bases 1 to 714 code for a protein of 237 amino acids.
AUGUACGCAACACUAGUGGCAGUAUGGCUUAUCUCAACUUGCGUGGGACUUGCCCGCUGUUAUAGCAUCAGUCCAAACUCGCAGUUGCUACUCAAAGCAGAUCGUCUCGCGGCCGAACGCCUCGACUGGAGGACUCAUCUUUUAACAAAGGAUGACCAAUCCAUCGUGUUAAAUUUUGAUAACAUCCCGACAACCGACGGACAAGCGGCCAUUGGACUAUACAACGGCCUUCUCUUCGAAGGACUGACAGUUGUUAAUGUCUCCGAAAGCAGCGUUCUCGAUAUUGAGGACAAGGACUGUGCAACAUCGCACCCAAACACCUUAGUCAGCUCGUUUUUUCCCAACGGCCAGUUCCCCCAGAUCAAAAUCGAAGCACCGCGGUCUAUCGACGGAAAUUCGUCCCUCAUGUUUGAUAUCGUGUCCCUCUCCAUCAAGCCACGUCAAAGGCGCUCCUCAGACUACGUGCUCAUCGAGUACAAGUUCUGGCAAGUUCGAAACGGCAAGACCGAGGCCAUAUAUGUAGAUCAGGUUUUUCAUGGUCAUGGCCACCACGCCGUUGCCCACGUUGAGUUCGAAAAGUACGGAUUCCCCCUCCACGACCUCACCGCUGUCGACAUUGCUGUAAAGGAGGACAGCAGAGUGGACUUUGCGUUCUGUCUGGACGACCUAAACGUCAGGAUCCAUAACAUGACUGGCAGUAAGAUUUUUAGAUAG